AUGUUGUUCAGCCGCCCCGAGAGCAGGCCAGGAGACAUCGAAGAGUCUCAAGCCCUUGUUGACGAUGUCUCCUUCGACGACAGUCACGAGUUCGAUGAGCUUGAUGAGAAGCGACAUAUCCAGAGCAGACGAAGGUUCGACAUGUUAUUCGACUGGCUAAGGGCGAUAGGAGCAAAACGCCUCCCAUUCUCGCUCAUAGUGCUCUUCCGCAUGGUGCCGACCUGCGUUGGCUCUCUGCUAAUAUUCCUGCUCCCCUCCUUCAUCACCAACCUCCUCCGGCGCAAGCUUCGGUCUACCCCCGAACCAUCGCAGCCACGCAUAAUAAGCCCGACAGCGUACCUCGACGGCCUGCGCGGCGUCGCCGCCCUCGUCGUCUACGUCUUCCACCUCGGCUACCUCUGGUUCCCGUUUCUGCGCCACGGCCACGGCGCGCUGCACAGCGAGGACCUGUUCCUGCAGCUGCCCGUCGUCCGGGUCCUGCAUUCGGGUAGAGCGAGCGUGACUCUCUUCUUCGUCAUCUCGGGCUACGUCAUCUCGGCGCGCACGCUGUCGCUGAUAUACCUUCAACACCAUCGCGGCGGGGCGCAGCAGCAAGCGGAGGGCCGCGUGCUCGAGUCGCUGGCCGGGUCGCUGUUUCGCCGGCCCUUGCGGCUGUACUUGCCCGUCGUGGCGUCGACGCUGGUCAUCCUGGUGCUGUUGCGAUUCGACGUCCUGAUCAAGGACCCGACGAAGGGCGCUGCGCUGCCGCCGCGGAAAGACGGGCUGGGCCAGCAGCUGUGGCAUUGGCUGGCGCACAUGCUGUUCAUGAUCAACCCCUUCCGGCCGAUCACGGGCCGCGCGAACCUGUACAGUCCGCCUUAUAACGGACAUCUGUGGACGAUCCCGGUCGAGUUCAAGGGCUCGGUCACGGUGUUUGUCCUGCUGCUUGCGUUUGCGCGGGCGAGGCGCUGCGUCCACCUCGCGGCGGCGGCGGCGGCGGCGGCGCUCUGCUGUCUGGUGCAAAUGGGGGACUGUGACCAGGCCUUGUUCUGCGCCGGGAUGAUUCUGGCGGAGCUUGCGUUGCGCUUCCCGCCUGUAUCGGAGAAGAGCGUCGUCGAGAUUCCCUGCUGUACGCGCCCCCUGAGUCUGUUCGGUGCGAAGACCAGGCGAAGGUGUCGCCACAUCUUGACUAUCAUCUUGUUUGUCUCGGGCCUGCACUUGCUGAGCUAUCCGGAGGAAAGAUGCCCAAAGAUGCCCGGCUACCGCACCAUCUCGAGGCUCGUGCCGCCGUUCUAUGCCAAGAAGGAAGAAAACACACAGCUGUUCUGGAUGUCGGUCGGCUCCGUGCUCUUCAUCCUGGCCCUGAUGUACUCGCUUCCUUACAACAGCGAAAGCUACGUCAAACCAGCAGAGGAGCCCUUGCCACACCAUCAAGCAGCUAUGCGGGCCCCAGACG
This is a messenger RNA of Anthostomella pinea, 1435 nucleotides long. The record is from the annotation of a GenBank genome assembly. NCBI's taxonomy places the organism in Eukaryota, Fungi, Ascomycota, Sordariomycetes, Xylariales, Xylariaceae.